GAUGCUGUCUACUUUCCCCGGCGGUCGGCUAUACAUAGGCUACCCGCUACACGUCACUUCGCCCCACGCAUCGGUCCCAGCGCUGCUGUCAGCCAUGUAGCGGGCUAUGAAGACGGCGUGGAACCUGCUGCUCUCGCUGCUGAUCGCCUGCUGUUCGAGCUCUCUCCUCACAGUAGCAGAUGGCGGUCUGCAAGAUGCCAACAACAAAAACAUCGACCAGAACAUCACAUGGAUCACGCCUGCGCACAACUAUUAUCCUCCACAUCACCAGCAACCAAUUCUCCUACGUCACCAAUACAGUCACAUUCGGCACCACUACGUGCACCACUGGGGACCAUUCUUCGAGGAGGUUGGCAUCAAUGCGAGCGACGGGGGCCAACUGGCCCUUCAAGUACCUCUGGGAGGAUCAGUUCGCCUCAACUGCCGUGUCGGUAUGCUGCAUGAUAAGACGGUGAUGUGGCUACGAAGGUAUGUGGACCGAGUGGUUCUGCUAACAGUCGGUGCAGUUCCUUACAGCAGUGACCCUCGCCUGAAAAUAACGUUCCAGUACCCAAACAACUGGCAGCUUCAAAUCAGCCCAGUGCAACGCGAAGAUGAGGGCCAGUACAUGUGUCAAGUGUCUACACAUCCUCCCAGGGUCCUCGCAAUCAACGUCACAGUGUUAGCACCGGAGCUAAAAGUUGUUGAUGAACAUGGUCACUCAGUGCACGACCGAUACUACAAGACUGGCAGCACUAUCGAACUUACAUGUCGUGUUAUAACGUCCGCUGAGCAGACAGCUUCUUCUCAAGUGACCUGGACUAAAGACGGCAGCAAGCUUCCAGAUAAGGUCACCACAUCGCCCGUCAGUGAGACGAAAGGUGGAACAACGGUAAGCCGUCUUGUGAUUCCCAGAGCUGCAAAGAGUGACAGCGGUACAUACAGUUGUUCGCUAUCCAAGCAUUCUUCCGUUCGGGCACACGUCCAUGUACUGAAUGGUGAGAAACAAGCUGCGGUCCAGCAUGACACCUGGGGGAGCACGGGGUGUCCAAGGGCUACGAGUCAAUUUGUCCUCGUCCUCGUCUUUGCGGCGAGCUUCGCGAUUAAACACCAUUAGCACGUCACAAGGCAAAUCUUCAUGCACAGUCAAGAUUUAUAAUCAUACGUGGAGUAUGCCUCAAGAACAAGAUGUCCGCUUUAUUUGCGCAGACGCGUUAUUUUAUGUGCAGUCGUGAGGAAAAGAAGACACUCGUAAUGAUUGUGGUGAAAUGAACAACUCUCUAGUUUUAUACAAGCACUAAGACUUACUUUAAAAAUACGUGUAACAAACAAACGAGGUACCUGGAUAUCUUAUGGUACCGAAAUUGUGGUAAGUUAUAAAUACCAUACUGACCCGUGCAAUGCCACGAAAGAAACAAGGAGUAAUUCUUUUACAAAGCAAAUGUGGAAACUUGAAGCAAUCCAUAAAACGUUCUACGGUUCAGUUACAUAUACCGAGUAAAUGCAAUAUAAAUAGGCCUGCAAAUUGAGAGUAUUACAAUAUUCUAUUUAUGUAAAAUAUUAUUUAUAAUUUGAUGACCAUGACAGCAGAGGAGUAACAUCAUCAAAAGUGGAAUUUGCCCUCAAGAAUAAUGUCAUAAUGUAUUUAAAUCAUAUACACUUUGUGAGUACCACAAAUCUGAAUUGUUCAACUUAAUAUUUAUGUAAAAAUCAUAAAAUAUUUUAGGUUGUAAUGAUAGAGAAUAUUAAUUUCAAUGAAGAGAAAUGUUAAUGUCUAAGUCGGGUUUUAUACUUAUAUUACCCAUAUUAAUAAUAUUAAUAUUAAGUGAUAAUCAAUUAUAAACGUAAAAUUUCCAUGUUUAUAUACAUAUACAGACACACAGGUGACUCAAAAGUGAAUAAUGCAACGGUAUGUGAAGGAAAGACUUUAAAAUUCAAAAUAAAAUAAAUCAAAUGGUGCUAAUUACAUUUCCGUUACGCAAAGUUUUUCAAUAAUUUCUUUUUCAAACUUCUUUCAUUAAUUAGAAUAAAUUAAUGUCUGUGCAGAAACUGGGUAGAAGACUAUAACACGAAAAUCCCUAUCCAAUUCUGGUGCAAACAGAAAUAUGUAUUAUAUUACAAAGGCUAGUCAAUAUUACGUCACUUACUUACAUACUAAUAAUUCUCACUUUAAAAAUAGAGAUAGGAGGAACACUACUAGGUUCAUGGAAUAGAGUCCUCCCUGUGAAGCUAAUAAUCACUUAAUUGGUCAAGAAAUCUUCAUUUUUUAUGGAACCCGAUUAUUCAUAAGAGCCAGCAAAUAACCUCUAUCUUCAGCCUGAUGAAUUCAACCUACACCCUCGCACAAAGCGUUUAUACAAAGUUUUGUUAUGGUCCAAAAUUACCAACUACUUAAAGAUGGUAUACAAAAAUAUCGAUUUGGGAUUACUAAAAGAUAUAUGCGGUCUUUAUAGUGUCUACUUUAAUAUAGUUCGUGAUAACGUUUAUAUAUUUUGUAGCAGCAUGUGAAAUUAAAUUACAAUCUUUCAUUUCGUUCAUAUUAUAAAUUUUGAAAAGGUGAAUUAUUCUUCUUGGUAUUUAUGAGGAAAAACAGAAAACUUAUAAUGUAGUUCUAAUAAGAUGUGGCAGAUAUAUGUAUGCCGAAUAUUAUUUUAAAUUAAGAUAUAUGUCAAAUUAGUUUCGUUAUUAUUCUCAGUUAUUCAAAUUAGUCGUAUAUAUUGCAUAAAUUUGAGAUGAAACAUCUGUAUAUGUUUGCCUCUCUGACUUUCUGACUCCCAGUCUAAAUUUUCCACUUCCGAAACCACUUAAUGUAUUUGAAACAUUUCAUAGCGUCUCCACCUAUCAUGCGAUUUAAAAAGUCAAAUUCAUAAACUCUGAGCACACUGAGGGACAAAUGGAAGGAAGAAAUUUCUGCUAUUGAUGAAAAUGUAAGACGAAUGUGAGAGGCAGAAGGCAUAUAUGUUUAUGUUUCAGGUAACAAAUUCUUUCGUUUACACUAAUACGUAAUAAAAAGGGGAACACUUAUCUCCAAGAACAAACACAUUAUUGGUCUAUAGUUCUGACAGUUAUUUGUGUUAAAACUAUAAAGUGUGUUCACAUUUGGGGAACUCGUUAAGUUCUGUACUUUCACCUGUAGAUAGCUUUUAAAAACAAAAAGGCUCAAAUUAAAUAUAAAACGUCUUAAAAUCUGA
Molecule: messenger RNA, 3170 nt
Organism: Zootermopsis nevadensis
Lineage: Eukaryota; Metazoa; Arthropoda; Insecta; Blattodea; Termopsidae
Product: cell adhesion molecule 3
Biological process (GO): synapse organization
Cellular component (GO): neuron projection membrane
Source: RefSeq, a predicted model, not a curated record